GUCUCUGUGGAGCCCGCAGGCUUCGCAAUGAAGAGGGUUUGGGGGUUCGGGAGGGAGAAAGGCCUGUCGCCCUUGGGCUCCGCUUCUGGCUUGCAGAGCCAGGCUUGCAGGGGCGUUGGGCAGAAGAAUAAUAGAACUGACAACUUGCUGUUGGGUUACCACGUCCGAGACAGAGAUCUCAGAAAGAUCCACAAGGCUGCCUGCGUGGGCAACGUAGCGAAAGUGCAGCAGAUUCUGCUCUUGGGGAAAAAUGGCGUGGAUGAUAGAGACAAGAUGAACAGGACUGCUCUCCAUUUGGCCUGUGCCAAUGGCCAUCCAGAAGUGGUGACCCUCCUAGUAGAGAGGAAAUGCCAGCUUAACCUCUGUGAUCAUGAAAACAGGACAGCUCUCAUGAAGGCCGUACAGUGCCAGGAAGAGAAAUGUGUAAACAUACUAUUGGAAAACGGUGCCGAUCCAAAUAUUAGGGAUGUGAGUGGCAACACUGCUCUCCACUAUGCGGCCUUUGGUGAUAAUAUAUCCAUAAUAGAGAAGCUGCUGCUAUAUAAUGCGAAUACUGAAGCAAGAAAUAAGGAUAACUUCACACCACUUCUAGUUGCUGUAAAUGAAAACAAACAGCAAAUAGUGGAAGUUUUAGUAGAAAAGGUGGCAAAUAUACAUGCAGAGGAUAAAUUAAAAAGCAGUGACGAAAUAAUUUGCCACCAUAAAGAAGAAAUCAUGCUUAAAAAUUCUCUGCAAAAUAGCAAUCCAGGAGCAGAUAAGAAUGCUGAGGAAGACUCUAUAACCAGCACUGAGAUGAAGAUACAGAUCCUAGGACAGAUCAACUCAGAAUGUCAAAGGCUUUCCGACAAACCUGGUCCUGAUUAUUCAUGGCCUACAUCAGCUAGCCAAGACUUCGAUUUUGGUACCAAGGAAGGAACAGCAAAGUCAGCAAUGGAAGCAAAGCAAGAUGGUGUUGGUAUUAUUGAAAAUGUGCCACCAGAGCAAACAGUUAAUGACAGUUUGCCUUCUGCUGGUGGAGUGCAUAAAAAUUACAGAAGCGAUAUGAUGUCAGCAUUAGAAUUGGGAGAAGAGGAAGAUGUAGAAUCACCUUCUCUUCCUGAGUGUCAAGUUCCAUUAAAGGUUGAAGAAAAAAAGAAGCACAGAGGAAGUGACAUGGAAGUAUCAGAAAACAUACAUGAUGCUGCGGCUGCUGGAUUAAUACCACAAAGACAGAAUGGAAAAACUGAUAACCACCCAUUGCCUAUUACAGAAAAAAAAGAUUCUGAUAGGAGUGAACCUGGUUUACAUAUGAAGAAGUUAAAGAAAGGUGAAAAUGAAAAAGGGACAUCAAAAGGAUCUGUGAUCACACCAGUGUUGAAGAUGGCCGAUUCCCUAACUGGUGGUCCACUACAAGAGAAUGAUGGCAGCCAUUUCAGUGAAAAGGAUCAGCAUGAAAGCAGGCCUGCAAAGAAAAUUUCUAAGAAGAAGAACAAGGUCAAAAAGGAAAUUACUUCUAUGGAUGACCUUGUCGACUUCAUUCAGUCAUCUGAAUCUGAAACAGCCUCAGAGGAUUGUGAGUUGCCUUAUUAUAAGAAUUUCAUGUUGCUGAUUGAACAACUUGGCAUGGAUUGUAAAGAUUCUGCUGGCUUCUUAAAAAUCCAAAAUAUACUUGUUUCUUAUGAAAGAUUAAGGAAACUUAACAAAAAUCACUGUAAACAACUUACGGGAAAAAUUAAAAAAAUGGAAAAAACGGUUAGUGCACUACAAAGCGAGCUACAAGAAGCCAAAGACGUGACAUCAUGGUUAGAGCAUCAAAAAGUGGAAUGGGAACAUGAAGUAUGCAGUUUGAGAUUUACUUUAAAACAAGAGGAAGAAAAAAGAAGAAAUGCUGAUAUGUUGUAUGAAAAAAUUAGGGAGAAGUUAAGAAGAAUAGAAGACCAAUAUCAGAAAGAAGUUGAAACAAAACAAGAAUUUGAACUCGCUCUUAGAACACAAAACAUGGAAUUGAAGGCCGCAAAAGAUAAUUUGAAUCAGCUUUCUGAUAGUCGUGAGAAAAUACAAGAUCUGUUGCAUAAAAACCACAUGUUGCAGGAUGAAAUCGCCAUGCUAAGACUGGAAAGAGACACCAUAAAAAAUCAGAACCAGAGAAAGGAAACAAAAUAUUGUGAAGACAUUGAAAGUGUAAAGGAAAAGAAUGACAAUCUUCAAAAGACCAUAAAGCAGAAUGAGGAAACAUUAUCAAAAACAAUAUUCCAAUAUAGUGGACAGCUUAAUGUUCUGACUGCUGAGAUUAUGAUGCUAAAGUCUAAACUGGAGAAUGAAAAACAAAAUAAAGAGAGCCUGGAAGCAGAAGUUGAAUCAUACCAUGCUAGACUGGCUACUGCUGUACACAAUCAUGAUCAGAGUCAGACAUCAAGAAGAGACCUAGAAGUUGCUUUCCAGAGAGCAAGAGAUGAAGAUGGUCACUUACAGGACCAGAUGAAUUUUGAUGUAUCUAAACUACAAGAUAACAAUGAAGUUCUUUCUUGGCAACUUUCUCAAGAUGAAAGUAAAUUCAAUGCCCUGGAAAUUGAGCUCCAUCACACAAAAGAUGCUCUCAGAGAAAAGACUUUAGUUUUAGAAUGUGAACAAAGGGACCUAAGCCAAACACAAUGCCAGAAGAUGGAAAUUGAACACAUGUAUCAGAAGGAACAAAGUAAAGUGAAUAAAUACAUUGCAAAGCAGGAAUCCUUCGAGGAAAGGUUAUCUCAACUACAAAGUGAAAAUAUGUUGCUUAGACAGCAACUAGAUGCUGCUCACAACCAAGCUGACAGUGAAGAAAAGCUAGUGAUUAAUAUGCAAGACCAGUUUCAGAAUAUCCAAAAAUACCUUAAAGCUAAAUGUGAAGAACAAGGUCUUAUGCUGGGAGAAAGAAAUAAAGAGUUAAUCGAUGAAUGUAAACAUUUAAAAGAAAGAAUGUAUAAGUAUAAAAAUGAGAAAGGAAAAUUAGAAGUAGUUGUGAGAGAACUUCAACAAAAACUGGCUGAUACUCUGAAGAAACAGUCUAUGUCACACGCUUCCCCAGAGGUUAUAUCACAUCUUCCUCUGGAAGAUGAGACACGGGAUCUCAAGAAGAAAUUAAGUCAAAUCAGAAGUCAAGGUGAUGUCCUUAAAACAAACACUGUGGGGCACCUGGGUGCCUCAGUCAUUUGAGCGACCGACUAGGUCUUGGCUCAGGUCAUGAUCUUAUGGCUGGUGGCUUUGAGCCCCAUGUUGGGCUCCAGGCUGACAGCAUGGAUGCUGCUUGAAAUUUUCUCACCCCCUUUCUAUGUCCCUCCCCUACUCUGUCUCUCUCAAAAUAAAUAAACUUAACCAAAAACAAAGACUGUAGCAAGAGCCAAAGAAUGCUACUAUAUCAUAAUAAAGGGUACAAUGCAAUAGGAAGAUGUAACAAUUGCAAAUAUUUAUGUACCCACCAUGAGAGCACUCAAAUACAUAAAACAAUAAC
Messenger RNA from Herpailurus yagouaroundi (jaguarundi), 3466 nucleotides. Its product is annotated as ankyrin repeat domain-containing protein 26-like. The coding region runs from base 28 to 3171 and encodes 1047 amino acids. Gene Ontology annotation, molecular function: protein binding. The transcript is spliced from 20 exons. The record is from RefSeq and is a predicted model, not a curated record. Lineage: Eukaryota; Metazoa; Chordata; Mammalia; Carnivora; Felidae.